CCACAUGUUGACAGCCUUCUCAACUACAACAUUUCUCUAUUCUGAUGGCUUUGCCUAUGCAGCCCAUGUAGGCUAAAUAAUAUAUUUGCAACCUCUCUGUAUAGCACAUACCAACCAUAGCUUGCAAGUAAACAUCAAUCGCUAAUCGCAGCAGAUAUAGAGGGUGUGCUUCCUUGUCUUACUUCAGCAGGCAGUGUGGCUGUUGAUGACAAGGAAAAAAAUGGCGGCAGGGUACGUCUGGUUUCUGGUGCUGGGAUCUGUGCUUAUAUGCAAUCUCGUCAAAACACUGUUACCAGCUAUAUCUUCUUUCCUGUCCAAGGUCUUUCAAAAGGAUGCAGAGCAUGAGAUGGAAAUGAGGAUAGAGAUCCAAGGCAUGAAGCAGGAACUCGCCUCCAUAAGUAUGAUGGAUGAGUUUGCCAGAUAUGCACGACUGGAGCGCAGGAUCAACAAGAUGACUGACAAGUUAAAGACCCAUGUGAAGUCCCGAACAGCUCAGCAGGCCAAAAUUAAAUGGGUGGUGAAUAUAGUGUAUUAUGUUCUCCAGGCUGCAUUGAUGAUCUCUCUGAUUUGGAAGUACUAUGCCGACCCAGUGACAGUUCUUCCCAGUAAGUGGAUUGCCCCUCUGGAGCGGUUGGUCGCUUUCCCAUCUGGAGUGGCAGGUGGAGUGGGAAUCACAACCUGGCUUGUGGUUUGCAACAAGGUAGUGGCGAUCGUUCUGCAGGCUGUGGGUUGAAGAAACUGGACUUGAUUUCUGCUUUCUACAGUGUUCAAAGAUCAAUGAUUAAUGGGUAUUGUGAAAAAGUAAUUCCUUCCUGUUCAUGUUUAAAAAAUUUGCCAUUAAAUUAUUCUGUUCAGUUCAUCUCAUGCUGACUUGAAAAUAUACAAACUUCAACAGUACAUAAAAUAUACACAAAAUAUUGAUGAUAAUCUGAGCAAUAUGCUUCAGGACAUAUCAGCAUUGACCAGAAUAUUUCUUCUAGGAACAAUUUGUUGAAAUGAGAUUGGUGGGGGAAAAUUCCUGUUUCCCGUAGAGAAAAAACAAAAAAUGUGUAUGAAUACGUGUGUGUGUGUGUAUAAAUAUACAUGCAUAUAUACACACACAGUUAGCUCCAUAAUGUUUGGGACAAAAAAAUUAUUUAUUUAUUUUUUACAAUUUUAGAUUUGUAAUGAAACUAUUCCCACGUGGUUAAAGUGCACGUUCUCAAGUUUAUAGGUAAACUUGUAUGGGUAUCACUGUAGAAAUGACAGCACUGUUUAUACAUACUCCCCCCCCCGCCCCCAUUUCAUUCUAUUUGCCCAAAAGAAUGGUCACCAUAAUGAAGAAAAACCACCCAAACAGCAGCCCAACAGACCAGAGACACUUUUCAGGAGGCAGGCUGGCCUGGAUGUGUCAUUGCCUACUGUCAAAAGUAGUCUUCACGAUCAGAACUACUGAGGCUACACUGCAGCAUGCAAACCUAGUCAGCCACAAAGACGGGUUUCUGGCCAGGUUACAGUUUGCUAAGAAGCACUGAAAAGAGCCCGCAGAGUUCUGGGAAAAGGUCUUGUAGACCGAUGGGACCAAGAUGCACUUGUAUCAUUGUAUCACAAGGAAAUGCCAUUAUCCAAAGCCCCCCCUCCCCCCUCAUCUGUGAAAUAUGGUGGUGGCGGGUAUUAUGGUUUGGGCAUGUAUGGCAGUCACAGAUACUGGCUCACUUGUCUUCAACGAUGCUGUAACUGCUGAUAGCAGCAGCUGAAUGAAAUCAAGAUGAAAAUGUACAGAAGCAUCUUAUCUGCUCAAGUUCAACCAAAUCCCUCCUAAUCCCGCUUCACUGUACAGUAAGACAGUGAUCCUGUAAAAUACUGUUAAGGCAGCAACGGUGUUUUUCAAAGCUAAAAACUCUUGACUGCCCCCCAGGACAAGCAGGAGCUGAAGAUGGCUGCAGUGCAGGCCUGGCAGAGAAUCACCAGAGAAUAUACUCAGCACCUGGUGAUGUCAUUGGGUCACAGACUUAAAGCCGUCAUUGCAUGCAAGGGAUAUGCAACAAAGUACUAAGUACUGCAUAUGAAGUGCUGUAAUUUCUGCAUGGUCAAACCAAAAUUUACUUAAAAGAAUACCCUUAAAUAAAAGCUGAGAAUGUG
Molecule: messenger RNA, 2121 nt
Organism: Anguilla anguilla (European eel)
Lineage: Eukaryota; Metazoa; Chordata; Actinopteri; Anguilliformes; Anguillidae
Gene: get1
Product: guided entry of tail-anchored proteins factor 1
Exons: 5
Coding region: 206-733 (175 amino acids)
Biological process (GO): tail-anchored membrane protein insertion into ER membrane
Source: RefSeq, a predicted model, not a curated record